Molecule: messenger RNA, 417 nt
Organism: Solanum tuberosum (potato)
Lineage: Eukaryota; Viridiplantae; Streptophyta; Magnoliopsida; Solanales; Solanaceae
Product: probable LRR receptor-like serine/threonine-protein kinase At3g47570
Exons: 2
Coding region: 1-417 (138 amino acids)
Biological process (GO): protein phosphorylation
Cellular component (GO): membrane
Molecular function (GO): ATP binding; protein kinase activity
Source: RefSeq, a predicted model, not a curated record
AUGUCGUUGUCUCUUGAGAGAUUCAUCGCAUUGACAAAAACCUUAGGCACCAUUGGCUACAUGGCACCAGAGUACGGGUCAGAAGGGAUAGUGUCAACUAUGGGAGAUGUUUACAGCUACGGCAUUUUAUUGAUGGAAACCUUCACAAGAAAGAAGCCAGUAGAUGAUGAGUUUGUUGGAGACCUUACAUUGAAGAGUUGGGUCGCGGAGUCAUAUCCUCAUAGAGUCAUGGACAUUGAGGAUGCUAAUUUAUUUUCAACAGAUGAUGAUGAACAUUUGAUAGCUAUUGAAAGUUGUUUGAGAUCGGUAUUGGAUGUAGCUCUUGAAUGUACUGCUGACUUGCCCCAAGACCGAAUUACCAUGAAUAAUGUCCUCAUAAGGCUCAACAAGAUCCAAACUCAAUUUUCGAGCCAGUAA